UGCACUGGAACUCUGACUGGUAAUGAUCAUUGCAUUGCAAAGCACUAGUGACUAGGUCUUCAGAGGGGGAGGGGCUGGCACUGAUGAGCUGGGGAAAAAAGUCAAGGCAACAACCGAACAAGGACACAGACAGCCUGCAGGGAUGACUGACAGUGACAGUGAAGAUGAUCCUAUGACAUCUCCCGAUGUUUUGUUGAGCGUAUGGCUCGAUAGAUCCAGAGAACUCACCAAAUCAAAGCAUGAGGGGUCACUAGAUGGUUGGACUCGCUGCACUGCACUGGCCAGGAUAGUGCAUGGAGACACACACUGGAUGCUGGCCCUCACUCACACUCAGCUAGCUCACGAGUACAUGCAAAAAGGUUUGAACGAGCAAGGGCUAGCUCAUGCAACCAAGGGUCGAGAUAUCCUCCUCUCCCCUACUAGUGACGACCCACCCCCUGAGGCAGUCUACAAUCUCUCGUUGGCUCUAUACAUCAUCGGCCACAUCCAAACCUUACAGAAAAAGUUAAAAGAAGCGGGGAAGUCGUUGCUCAAGGCUGAGAAAUACUCCACACGCUACAAGAAGCUGUCGUCUGACACAGCCGGCACACGUUUAAGCCUGGAUAUUAUCUCGGCAAUUGCGAGGCUUCGACUGGAUCAAGGAGAUAAUGCUCAGGCAAGAAAUAACUUCCAGAAGGCUGUUGAUUUGUCCAAGGAGGCCUUUGGUGCUCACAACAGUCAGCUUGUCCCUCUCCUCAAAGGGUUGGCAUCAGCUACCCUGAGAGGUGAUGGGGACACUACUGCAGCUGUGUCUAUCUUAGAAGAGGCUCUGCAAAUAGCUGAAACUAGUUUUGGGCCCCUUUCUGAGGAGGCUGGUGAUUGUUUAGUGUUGCUAAGCAGAGCACAUGCCACAGCUGGACCCAGUGAGACAAUAGCGGUGGACUAUCUGCACAGGGCACACUCAGUUUACACCCAAACUCUCAAUCAGUACCAUUCAAAAGCUAUAGGAUGCAAGGACGAGCUGUGUAAAUACCUGUCAACCAAGUCUGGCUCACAACAGAAAGUAAUACCACUGCUGAAUGAGCUAAUCUCUGACAAGAAGACAGCUUUCGGUGAACUCUCUAUUGAGGUUGGUGAAAGUCUAAGACUACUAGGCACUGUUCAGCUCACUCAAGGCGACGUUAAGCAGGCCGCAAAAUCACUUACGAAGGCUAAGAAUGUGUAUGCCACUGUGUUGGGAGCAAAGCACAAAGAAACACUGAACAUUGUCCGGACACUGGAUAUUAUUGUAGGCACAGGAGAAAGGAAAGUACCUAACCCACUUUUUAAGACUACAGUAUAGCUGCAUAUACACUAGCCUCGUCCCUAUACACCCACUUCCUCUAAGGGGGAACCCUGUGAAGGAGGCCACAUAUACACAUUAUUCAUAGCUUGUUUGUGCGCAUUAUUCAUGGCGUGAGCCCUUUAUCACCUGUUGAUGUUUGAUCAUGAAA
Halichondria panicea is the source of this 1472-nucleotide messenger RNA. RefSeq names its product tetratricopeptide repeat protein 23-like. The coding region runs from base 143 to 1321 and encodes 392 amino acids. The transcript is spliced from 13 exons. The record is from RefSeq and is a predicted model, not a curated record. NCBI's taxonomy places the organism in Eukaryota, Metazoa, Porifera, Demospongiae, Suberitida, Halichondriidae. Gene Ontology annotation, molecular function: protein binding.